CUCAUCCGAGGCAGAGGGAGAGCAUAGCAGCGGUUGAGAGAGGAGAACGAAUCCCAUCCACAGACCACUCACACUUCGGAAAUAAUCCCUCUUAUAACCCCUCCCCCUCCUCACCCCCUUCUGCUCUAGCUAGCGUCCUUCUCUCAUAUUAAUGGAUUAUAGACCAUCAGAGUGCGGGAAGAAAUAGGAGGGAGGAGGAUAAGAAGAGAAAAAUAGAUAGAUAGAUAGAUAGAUAGAUGGGAUUCUUGUCGUCAGCCCAUCUGCAGGGACUGAGCUCAUCAGCAGCAAUCAACCCAUUCCAUCCUCCAUCUCAACGCAUCUCUACGUCCCACUUGACCUUCCCCAAGAGCAGAGGCCAAACCGACCUCAGGCGUUCUUUCCAAUUCGCUCGGCAUCGUGGGAGAAGAAGAAGAAGAAGAGGGGCAGGAUCGAGCUCGGCGGUGUGCGUCCUGCCAUUGACUGAAGAGAAUGUUGAGAUGGUUCUGGACGAGGUGAGGCCGAGCUUGAUGGCGGAUGGAGGAAAUGUGGCCCUCCACGAGAUUGACGGCCUCGUCGUGGUGUUGAAGCUGCAAGGGGCGUGUGGGUCGUGCCCGAGCUCGAUGAUGACUUUGAAGACGGGCAUCGAGACGCGCCUCAUGGACAAGAUCCCUGAAAUUCUGGCAGUCGAGCAAAUCCUUGAUACCGAGACCGGUCUCGAUCUCAAUGAGGAGAACGUAGAAAAGAUUCUUGCGGAGAUAAGGCCCUAUCUUUCGGGCACAGGAGGUGGUUUGCUGGAGCUUGUUCAGAUUGAUGGCUAUGCUGUGAAGGUUCGAUUGAGCGGACCUGCUGCUGGGGUUAUGACUGUCCGUGUAGCUCUGACGCAGAAGCUAAGAGAAAAAAUUCCCUCAAUCGCAGCUGUCCAGCUGACAGAGUAGUAAUCUUAAUUCUUAGUCCCAAAUGUCCUCAAGCAAUUUUAAUAUAUUGUAUAAUCACAAAGCAAUCAGUUGUUCAGUCAUCGCAGAGGGUCUAAGUGUUGUCAUUGGAUUGAAUAACUUUCAGUAACUGGGAUUGUUCACAGUUUUACACCGUAUGAGAUAAUUUAACUUUGCUA
Messenger RNA from Elaeis guineensis (African oil palm), 1090 nucleotides. RefSeq names its product nifU-like protein 3, chloroplastic. Gene Ontology annotation, biological process: iron-sulfur cluster assembly. NCBI's taxonomy places the organism in Eukaryota, Viridiplantae, Streptophyta, Magnoliopsida, Arecales, Arecaceae. Gene Ontology annotation, molecular function: iron ion binding; iron-sulfur cluster binding. Gene Ontology annotation, cellular component: mitochondrion; chloroplast stroma. The record is from RefSeq and is a predicted model, not a curated record.